AUGGCAGUCUUUGGAAGCAAGAAGUUUCGCGGAGCGGCAGAGUCAAAUACCCUUGCCGCAAGAUAUCGUAGCGCUCUAGCCAGACAUCCAUUUGCCCUCUUCGGUUUACCAUUUAUCGCAACUAUGGUAGCUGGAUCGUUUUUCCUUACUCCAGCCACCGCUAUUCGAUACGAGAAACAUGACAAACGUGUGCGAAGAGUAAGCAAAGAAGAAGAGCUAGGAAUUGGUAAGACUGGGAGGCGAGUGGAUAUGAAAGAAGAAUACUAUAGACUCGCCGCGAAAGAUUUAGAUGAUUGGGAACAAAAGAGAGUCAAGAGACUUCCGGGUGAACAUGAUGGUAAAUUAUAG
Molecule: messenger RNA, 348 nt
Organism: Botrytis byssoidea
Lineage: Eukaryota; Fungi; Ascomycota; Leotiomycetes; Helotiales; Sclerotiniaceae
Exons: 2
Coding region: 1-348 (115 amino acids)
Biological process (GO): mitochondrial respiratory chain complex IV assembly
Cellular component (GO): mitochondrial inner membrane
Source: RefSeq, a predicted model, not a curated record